UUUUUUUUCUUUCUCUUUUUUAAUUUUAAGAUCAAAGGUGACAAGAAUAGCGGAGCAGAGAACUUAAGAAUGAUGCAGAGAACACAGAUGUGAAGAACAAAGGAGAGAGGAAGGAGCUGAGCCUGGUGCAGAGAGGGAGAGGAGAAGAAGCAGCCUAAAUCUCUUUCCCGGGCAGGUGACAAUGCCUGUCGAAAGGAUGCGGAUGCGCCCCUGGCUGGAAGAGCAAAUCAACUCUAACACGAUACCGGGGCUGAAAUGGCUAAAUAAGGAGAAGAAGAUUUUUCAGAUUCCCUGGAUGCAUGCCGCAAGACAUGGGUGGGAUGUUGAAAAAGAUGCUCCUUUAUUUAGAAACUGGGCAAUUCACACAGGAAAAUACCAGUCAGGAGUAGAUAAACCUGAUCCAAAGACAUGGAAGGCAAACUUCCGUUGUGCUAUGAACUCUCUGCCUGACAUAGAAGAAGUGAAGGACAAAAGUAUAAAGAAAGGAAACAAUGCCUUCAGGGUGUAUCGGAUGCUUCCAUUAUCUGAAAGACCCUCCAAAAAAGGAAAAAAAACGAAGUCUGAGAAGGAUGACAAAUUCAAACAAAUUAAGCAAGAGCCAGUUGAAUCAUCUUUUGGGAUUAAUGGGCUAAAUGAUGUUACUUCUGACUAUUUCCUGUCCUCCAGCAUAAAAAAUGAAGUGGACAGUACAGUGAACUUUGUAGUUGUAGGACAGCCACACCUUGAUGGCAGCAGCGAGGAGCAGGUGAUAGUUGCCAAUCCUCCUGAUGUUUGCCAGGUAGUAGAGGUGACAACAGAAAGCGAUGAACAACCUCUCAGCAUGAGCCAGCUGUAUCCCCUACAGAUCUCCCCUGUCUCGUCCUAUGCAGAAAGUGAAACAACUGACAGCGUUCCAAGUGAUGAAGAAAAUGCAGAG
Messenger RNA from Pterocles gutturalis (yellow-throated sandgrouse), 916 nucleotides. It is a transcript of the gene IRF2, whose product is annotated as interferon regulatory factor 2. Gene Ontology annotation, biological process: regulation of transcription by RNA polymerase II; immune system process. Gene Ontology annotation, molecular function: DNA-binding transcription factor activity, RNA polymerase II-specific; RNA polymerase II cis-regulatory region sequence-specific DNA binding. The record is from RefSeq and is a predicted model, not a curated record. Gene Ontology annotation, cellular component: nucleus. The annotation marks the transcript as partial. NCBI's taxonomy places the organism in Eukaryota, Metazoa, Chordata, Aves, Pterocliformes, Pteroclidae. The transcript has 8 exons.